CGCCGGGAACAACAAUAACAAACCUUCGCGAGAGACAGGAAUAAGACGAGUUAGAACACCAUAAGCGCCAUUUUCUCGUUUAUUUUGUGAAGGAAGAAUAAGAAGAAAGGAAGAAAGGAAACAGAAGAAUGCCUGAGCCUUUCUCUGAGCAUCUGGAAGCUCAGGCUAGCAUAAUCAUCCACCCAGGCUCGCGAUACCUCCGCCUGGGUCGUCCAUCCGACUCAGUGCCUCACACCGUCCUUCAUGCCAUCGCUCGCAAAAGGAAAAAGGGAUUGCCGGUGUAUAGUGACCCUUUCGUCAUCCCUCAGGCUAAGUUGGACAGAGAAGCCGUUCAAGAGCUGGAGGAAUGUCGUCUGAAGGUGAGCCAUAUCCUGCAGUCUUCCUUAAUGUCUGAUGGAUCGCGGAGAUUCGCCACACCGCCACAACAGAUUGCAGCGUACAAUAAGCGCUUGCAGCCUGCACAGGAGGAAACGGCUGAGCCUUCCCCACCGUGGGUCCACAGCGACAAGGACUUUAUUGUUGGUGAUGAGAUCCUUUCCCUCCAUCCUUCAGAGGAGUACAACAUCCACUUCCCCUUCGUCCGCGGAGACUUGAACAUUCACAAGAGCUUAGGGGGCUCGAUCAGUGCUGUUCUAGCUGACUUAGAGACGAUUUGGGGACACUGCAUCUCUAAUGUUCUCAAUGUGCCUAUCAAAGAUUUAAAGUUCUAUCGUGCGGUGCUCCUCAUUCCUGAUAUAUACAACCGGGACUAUGUCAAGAAACUCACCAACCUGCUCCUUAACGGCCUUGGCUUUGGUGGUUGCUUCGUCCUGCAGGAUCACGUAGCGGCAACUUUCGGUGCGGGUCUUGGCUAUGCCUGUGUGGUGGACGUUGGCGACCAGAAGACCUCUGUGUCGUGUGUGGAGGAUGCCAUCUCACACCCGGCUACCAGAUUGAGAAUAGACUAUGGGGGAGCAGACGUGACGCAGGUGUUCCACUGGCUGCUGAAGAAGAGUGGGUUUCCGCAUCAGGUCAACCCGGCCAACAAGCUCGAUGCCAUGCUGCUGAGCAAGUUGAAGCACGAGUUUUGUCAUGUCAAUCUGAAUGUGUGUGGUGCGCAGGAGAAGAAGUUCACUGUGCACACGCCCGGAAAAAUGCCCAUCUCCUACACCAUUCAGAUGGGCGACGAGCUGAUCGUGGCAGCCCUGAGCCUUUUCUACGCCGACUUGCUCAAGAUUACCGGGCCGAAGAUGAUGCACACACAGAAGCCCAAUAUGGGUGAUCCAGAUGACCCCUUCGAUGAGAACUACCUGCGAGAGACUAGUAGAAGAGGAGGGAGAGAAGCUGCGGAGGCCAUGGACGUGGGAGGGGGGGACGCAGGGGAUGGAGGAGAGGAGGACAUUGUGGUGGACGACCAGCCCCUUCCCCCGUCACAGAUUCCGUCCUCCUCGUCUGCGCGAAACGACUCCCUUGCCUUCAACUCGAAUGAGAAGCUACUGUCCCUUGAGCAGGCCAUUUUGACUAGCAUAGACAGAUGCCAAAGUGACGAGAUGAAGAGAAAGAUGUACAGCAGCAUCUUGAUGGUGGGAGGGGGAGCCAAGUUCGAGAGCCUCGGCAAGUGGCUGCAGAGCCGACUUUUGUUACAAAUUCCUGUUGCAUAUCGUCCAGAACAAAUCGAGAUUAUAACCCGUGCGAAAGACAUGGACCCGUGCAUGACGGCGUGGAAAGGCGCAGCGCUCAUGACCUGUCUGGAAGGGAGUAACGAGCUUUGGAUCCAGCAGGCGGAGUGGAACAAGCAUGGGGUGAAGAUCCUGAGGGAGAAGUGCCCGUUUAUAUGGUAGCCGAGGGUUGGACGGGCGGAUGUGCAAUGUGAGUG
Molecule: messenger RNA, 1855 nt
Organism: Penaeus vannamei (Pacific white shrimp)
Lineage: Eukaryota; Metazoa; Arthropoda; Malacostraca; Decapoda; Penaeidae
Product: Actin-related protein 8
Biological process (GO): double-strand break repair; regulation of DNA-templated transcription
Cellular component (GO): Ino80 complex
Source: RefSeq, a predicted model, not a curated record